AUGCCUAACCAAUUCGAUCCAAUGAACGUCCUGGGAAAGUGGAUUCAAGUCAAGACACACUUCACCAAACUCCUAGUCGACGCCUCGACCAACAUCGAGGUCGUCAAUACAGUGCUUGCGGAGACUACCGAGUCGCUCUCACCUACAGACAUGCAGCUACUAGAACCUCUCGAAGGCUACGAAUUUCGACUACGCCCAGAGGACGACGCAAUCUACUUGAUCAUCGCACCGCAAGGCGGGUGGGGCACGGGUCCAGAUGAGCGCUUCAAGGUCCCUUGUGGGUCUGAGGAACUUCAAGCCAACUACGACUCGUUCCUUGAUUGGCUGGAGGCCAUCUUCGACGCCCAGGCUGAUGAUGUUGAGCCUGAGGCCAAUCUUGGAGCUACGAUCCAGAGCGAUACCCUCUUGAUGAAUGUGCACGUUGACUUGACUCUGGCUUCCGAGGCUCUCGAUGGAGGCUGGUGGAAUGACGCAUUUGCCGACAACGCCGAAAAUGAGGCGUGGGCCCGCACCUUCGUCGAAUCUCUAGAGCAUGUUGAGCACUCUGAAAUCGCUGCGGACAAAAAUUUGUGCUCCUUCUGCUGGUUGCCCUUCGGAGAGACUGAUGAGUUCCACCCACUCUACGAGCCUCCGGCUCUCCCCAGCGAUCCACGCGAGGCCGAAGCAAUUCUCCUAUGCCAGGAGUUCCCGUUCGAUGUUCGCCGUCCUAACAAUGAUGCUGUGGUUCUGCCUUGCAAGCAUAUCUUCGGCCGCGACUGUCUCAUUGAUUCGCUCUCUGCUGAUUCUACGUGUCCAGUCUGCCGCAAGGAGAUGCGCACCUAG
Molecule: messenger RNA, 822 nt
Organism: Didymosphaeria variabile
Lineage: Eukaryota; Fungi; Ascomycota; Dothideomycetes; Pleosporales; Didymosphaeriaceae
Exons: 2
Coding region: 1-822 (273 amino acids)
Source: RefSeq, a predicted model, not a curated record